AAAAUAAGCUGACAUGCCGGCGGCCCCAACGAAAUAAACGUAGGUACACCAAUAUAUAUUCAAUCACAUCUCUGACCACAUGUAAGAAUAUGAUUUGCUUGUUUCACGGAACUCGUGAGUGCUUUAGACUGUGAGUGCAAUGGAGGAUCAAAGUAUACGAUUAUCAAUGUUGGUCGAGCCCCUCGGUUCGGUGCGUGUCAAACUUUCUCUCAAUUUCCCUCUCUCUGAUCGCAGCUGUCCGUCGGAGGGUGUGUGCUGUUGUGUAGUUCUUGAGUUUUAUUUAUACUUCUUUGUUGCUGAAAUAUAAAUGCCUGUUUGGCGCGUGAUUGGAUCAGUUUUGCGCAGACUGCUUUGGAGAGCAGACGCUUGUUGCAUAGCAGAAACAAAGCAAGUUAGUAAAUUAAGCCGGUUAAUCAUUGAAUAGUAUCAGGUGGUUUGCCGUUUAUAAGGAAUUUCCCAGCCCAUCUCGAUGUCUUUGGAAUCUUUUGCGUUAAUCUCUUGAGCAUUUCUUCCCCGAUGGCAGCAUGCAGUUUUGAAGAUAAUCGAACCAGAAAUUUCUUUACAGAAUUUGCUCAACACGAAGCUGGACUUAUAAGCCCAGUUUCGUGUUCAAAGGGAAACUCUCAAGAAAUUUUUCGACCGAUUCCUGGCAAAAACUUUCUACAGCGACAGCCAUUUGACUUGUCAUUUCUUCGCCACUGGGUACUGCAAUCGAAUAAAACGGUUUCAUGGACAAUUUAGGCAAGGAAUGCAUCAAGACAGAUCGAGAAUUUUCUUCUGAAGUGCAAACAGUUCUUUCAGCGGUUAAAAAAAACUCAAUGUAAUUGGCAUUUAAAGUUGUGGAAUGUGGAAGUGUGGCAAACUGUUGAGUUCCGCAGUAUAAUUAAAAGAAAACAUCAGCAAUUUCACAAUGCUUUUACUGUUUGAUUGAUUUUCGUAACUUUUCCACACCAAACCGUGCAAAAACUGUGUUAAUGGUUGUUCUAUGGCAGGAACAGUAUGUAUGGCGAUUUGCAUCUUAACUUAAGUCUCCAGACGUGGAAGAGAAAAUAUAUUUAGUUUCGACAGCAUGGUGGUCAACUUACAGGCAGCCAGUUAUCAUUAUCGGCUAAUAUUUCAUUUGCAUUUGUAUAAUGAUUGUACUGGCAUACAUAGUACAUGUUGCAAAUAAAUUCGAAUAAAUUGAUUAACGUUAUCCUUUUCUUCCUUAGAUUAUUUUGCAGCGGAGUCGAUACAGCCUGGGGCAGUGAGAUCAUCAUUAUCAAAGAGGAAUUCCUAACACACUGACCAUUAUUUUGCAGUGGAGUCGAUACAGCCCGGGCAGUGAGAUCACCAUCAUCAAAGAGGAAUUCCUGACACACUGACCAUUCAAAAUGAUUCAGCAGGAUAUUAUAGAUCCGGAAACUACAAGACUUGUGACGUACGAAAGCAGCAUCAAGUCUGGAACUCACGGCGAAGUGUACCAAAAGCAACUUGCUCAGAUUCUCUUGCUAAGACUAACACGAGAAGCGAAGGAUUUCCAUUUGGCCUAUGAACUGACAUCCGCGCAUAAAUUUGACGAUGUUGUGCUGUACGAUAAGACCGCUAAGCAAUGGAUUUUCAUGCAGUUGAAACAUGCCGACAGUAAAGAAUCAAAGAUAGAUCUCAAUGGCUUGCUUCCACAAACACAUCAGGAGAAAGGAGAUUUCAGUUUAUACAAAUAUUUCUAUUCGUACAUGCUAAUUCGGAAGAGGUUCAAGGGUAACGCUUCUUUUCUGAUUUUCACCAAUAAAAGACUGGAUGCAAAGUUGCAAACCGCCAAUGAUUGCAUCUCGAUCAAGGAUCGAGAAGUAGACGAAUAUCUUCGAUUUACUACAGUAGGAGCAAACCACAUCGAGCUUACACCGACCGAAUCUACAAUUCAGUCAAUCAUGGAGUACGCCAACAAAGACUUAUAUUCGCUGAAGGAUGCUAUCAAGCAACUUUUUACCGAUGGAAUCAUAACAGAAGUAAUACAAAACAACAAAGCCUUUUUGAAUGACAUUUUGGAGCAGUCGAGCAAAUUUCUAAUUGGAUUCAAAGAUACCUUCAACGACUCACUUAUUUCCAUUGCAAAAAUAUACAAAGUGCUUCAGCAAGAGCUGCACAAUUUUAAACCCGUUUAUAAACCAAAAGAACUCGUUAUUGAAGAAGCAGAAAAUGAAUCUCCGAGAUGCCUGACUGUGGAAGAUCAGGAUUUCGACCACCUGGUUGACGCCAUCAGAGGUCUUUUCCGCACCGGUAUUGCAUCAGAUUAUUUGAAAAAGUACGAAAAUUUUCUGGCUUUGAUCCUUACAACGACUACAAAAGGCCAGCUAGCAAUCAAAGACACAUUCAAUAAGGAUAUAGUAUGUAAAGCUGAAUUGUACAGAAUGUUGAAGGCUGAAAUGAGUGACCUGAAUAAGGAGGUUUCCACAAAACAGAUGCUCUUCGAUCGAAGCGGUUCACGGAGGAAAACCCAUUCAGUGUUCUAUGCGGAGCCAUCCGAUGUGAGACAAUUCUUUGUGCAACUUACAUUAUCAGCGCAUCAGCCGGAUAAGUUGGAACCCUUCAUUGUUGAAGAGUUGCACUCGUGGAUGAAAAUGUGGCUGCGACCUGACGUUUUGGGUAAGAUAAAUGAAAACGAUGAUAAAUGUGUGGUGAAAAGAUUGGAUGAUCAUUUUGAAUCAAAGCUAAAACAAGAGCAUAGUCAUUUCAAACCAUACUUGGAUCAACAUUUUGUCACGCAGUUUUGUAACGAGCUACAGUCGAGCAUUGUAAAACAGUAUCCGGAGUUGAGUGAUACAAAUCAGUUAUAUAUAAAUAGGAUGCUAAUUUUUGAAAAAAAUGACAUAGAUACAUCCGAAUAUUUGAACGAUUCCAAAUUUAACGGAAGCAAAACAUCUGAGCAAGACCCCAAUUCAGGAUCAUUGGUUUCACUCGAUUAUGAUUCUUCGGAAACUCUUGAUACGGUUGACAAUAUAUCACUUCCAGACAGGACUCACGAGGAAAUGACCGAUAUUCAGUUUGCAGAAAAUCUGAAGUUGAGGUUUGCACAUUAUCAGUGUAUAGUUUUGACAGCGGACCCUGGGAUAGGUAAGACCGAACUUCUCCAAUAUGUUGCCCUUGAACAUCAAAAAUUGAAAUCAGGUGCAGUUUUUUUGUUUUACUUGAACAGAAUACAAGAUUCUAAGGAUAUAUUAGGAAGUGAAUCAUCAUUGGAUGUUCUGAAAUCUUCGAUAUCUGAAGAGAAUGUUAAACUCAUACAAAGCGUCUUGAAAAAUGAGUCUAAUGAUCAUAUUACAGUACUGUUUGACGGGUACGACGAAGUACAUGAAAAAAAUAGAAACAGAAUUAAUAAUCUGUUUGUGCUUUUAUUGAAAGUGAAACAUGUUCAACUUGUUGUAAGUGUAAGAAAUCAUGAGAAGCAAACGCUGCAGAGUUUUUUCAAGAAGAACAAGUACAAUGUUGGAUAUUUUUCUUUGGAACCGUUCAAUAGUGAAAAUAUUAUUGAGUAUCUUGCACAAUCUUGGAAAGCAAGCGUAAAAAGUGAUCCUCAUACCAAAUUCAAUUCAUACUCCGAAUUCUUGGUUGAGAAAUUCUACAGCUUGUGCAGAGUUCCACUGAUGGUUAAGAUGAUGGCUGAAAUCUACAAACAACGUUUUGAACAAUUCAAAGGAACUGCAAUUAUCGAUAAGGAAAGUGAAAUAAGUUAUUUAGAAAGAGAGUUCCUAGAAGUUGAGCAUAUUUACGAAAUUUUCAUUGAAAAAUGUUUGCUUGUAAAGAUAGAGGAUGCAUGCAAUGGGAUUGGGAAGGUCGACACGAAUAAACAAAUUUUUGAUGGAUUUUAUCUUGAUCAUCAACUGCUAGCAAUAGAAUUUCUUGAUGUUGGUGAGCUUAAAUUUAUAUUUAAUAACCCAAAGUAUAUGAAAAAACGGGACUGCAUCCAAAAAUAUCAUCUGAAUCAGUUUGAGAAAUCCAUUCUUGUAAAAUUUGUUGGAGAUCAUGUAUUUUUUUCACAUCAUUCCUACGCUGAGUAUUUUGUCGCAAACCUUCUGUGGGACGAUUUUGUGUACUUGAAAAGCAUUAUUAAAAAAGUUUUGUCUUUUUUUGCGGGAAUAAGAAGGUUUUUCAUUAAAAUCAUUGAAAAAAAUAUCAAACUGUUCGAAUCAAGAAUCGCACAAGAAACGUCGUUUGUUUCCAAAAAUGUCGUUUUUUGGGCUUGUGAAAGUAAUGCCGUAGAGUUGUUGAAGUUUGCGCUUUCGAAAACAUUUCUGUUUAGGCCAAAGGAGGCCAAAAUGCUGCACAUUGCCAUCAAAAACGGCUGUGACAAAACAUGUUCAUAUUUGAUUCAAGACUGUGGAGUACACCCCGAUGUUAAGUAUCAUGGUGGUCUGGCUCCUUUACAUUCGGCCAUUAUAUACGGACAUAGAAAUUUAAUGCUGCUACUGCUAGAAAAAGGAGCUGACAUCAACAUUCGAAACACAGAGGGAUGGUCAGCUCUGCAUUAUGCAGUUCAUCACAAACGAAUAGCAAUUGCUAAGUUUUUGAUCGACGAAGGCAUUGACGUGAACUCUAUAAACAAAAACAAAUGGAAUGCUCUUCAUAUUUCCUGUAAUAAUGGAGAUGCUGAUAUGACGAAGGUUUUAAUACAGAGAGGUGCACAGCUUGAUAUACAAACGAACGAAGGAAGAAGUCCUCUUCAUUUAGCUGCUGCUGGAGGGCACACAGAAGUUGUAAUCAUUUUAAUUGGAAGUUUGAUCAAAAAAUUUCCUUUGAGCAGUAUAAUCGACAAUGCGUUUCAGACCGCUGUUCGUUACGGUCAUAAUUCUGUGAAGGAAAUGCUAAUCAGAAAAUAUCCCAUGCUUGUUGACGGUGCGAAAGCUGCAGAUGAACCGCUAAUCCACAUUGCUGCCCAGGAAGGAGUGAUUAAAAAAGUUAAAAAAUUGAUACAAGACGGCGCCAAUGUCAAUGCCUUUAACAAAACAAAGCUUACAGCUCUACACCUAAGUGCAGCUGCUGGUCAUCGCCCUGUUGUUGAACUGUUGAUCGAUAAAGGUGCAAACGUAAAUGCUGUUGAAAUAAAUGAAUGGACACCGCUACACUUGGCAUGUAAAAAUGGCCACAAAGAGGUUGUUCAGGUUUUGAUCAAACGUGGCGCAAACAUUGAGGCACUUAAUAACGAUAACUGGACAGCUCUUCAUCUUAGUGCUUUCAAAGGUCACUGUGCUGUUGUGGAUUUACUGCUCAAGAAAGGUGCAAAUGUGGAUGCUGCUGGUGAGCAUGAUAUGACGCCACUCUAUUCGGCAUGCGGGAAUGGCCAUAAAGAUGUAGUGCAGGCUUUGAUCAAAAAGGGUGCUAACGUUCACGCAUUAAAUCGCAAGAAGUUGACAGCUCUUCAUAGGAGUGCUUCCGAAGGAUACUACGAUAUCGUUGAUUUACUUCUUGAAAACGGUGCAAACGUAAACGCUGCUCAAAUUGAUAAAUGGACGCCUCUCCAUUGGGCUUGUCAGAACGGUCACAUCGAAGUAGUAGAGGCAUUACUCAGAAAAGGGGCAAACAUUAACUUGUUGACCUACAAUAAAUCGACAGCACUACAUAAAAGUGCUGCGAGAGGUCACUCCGGUAUUGUAGAUUUACUACUUGAUAAUGGUGCCAAUGUCAACGCUGUUGAUAUGGAUAACUGGACAUCACUUCAUUUAGCUUGCCAGAAUGGGCAUAAAGAAGUUGUGGCGACGCUGAUCAAAAAAAAUGCCAACAUUCACGAAUUGAAUAACAAUAAAUGGACAGCUCUUCAUUUAAGUGCUUCCAGGGGUUGUUGCGACGUUGUUGAUUUACUUCUUGAAAACGGUGCUGACGUCAACGCUGUUGAAAUGGAUAACUGGACGCCACUUCAUUGCGCAUGCCAGAAUGGUUACAAGAAUAUAGUGAUGACUUUGAUUCGAAAUGGCGCCAACAUUGAUGCAAUGAAUUACAACAAAAUGACUGCUCUUCAUAAUAGUGCUUCAAAAGGUUAUAGCGAAAUUGUAAAUUUACUACUUGAUGAAAAAGCAAUCGUUAACGCUGUUGAUGUAGAUCAAUGGACAGCAUUGCAUUGGGCAUGCCAGAAUGGUCAUAAAGAGGUUGUGGAGACAUUGCUCAGCAGAGGAGCCAACAUUCACGCAAUGACGCGCAAAAAAUAG
Molecule: messenger RNA, 6179 nt
Organism: Aedes albopictus (Asian tiger mosquito)
Lineage: Eukaryota; Metazoa; Arthropoda; Insecta; Diptera; Culicidae
Exons: 3
Coding region: 1374-6179 (1601 amino acids)
Biological process (GO): innate immune response
Cellular component (GO): cytoplasm
Molecular function (GO): protein binding
Source: RefSeq, a predicted model, not a curated record